Molecule: messenger RNA, 5489 nt
Organism: Bradysia coprophila
Lineage: Eukaryota; Metazoa; Arthropoda; Insecta; Diptera; Sciaridae
Gene: Top1
Product: DNA topoisomerase 1
Biological process (GO): DNA replication; chromosome segregation; DNA topological change
Cellular component (GO): nucleolus; chromosome
Molecular function (GO): DNA topoisomerase type I (single strand cut, ATP-independent) activity; DNA binding
Source: RefSeq, a predicted model, not a curated record
ACCGCGCCGGUAUGAUGCGGUAGCUGUCAAGAGUGUCAACCGAACAACGCUCAUUAUUAACCUAUUGAGUAAAUUUUAUUUUGCUAAAAUCAAAUUCAAUAAUGAUGGUCAGAUAACAAAUAUUGUAAAUUGUGAAUCAAAUACGCUCAAAUUAAAUACGUGAAUGUCGGUUUCCGAUUAGUACGUGUAAUAAUUCUAAUAAUUGUAAAAUGAAAUUAUGUAAAAUUAAAUAGUAACUCGGUACAGUGCUACCAACAAUACAUUGUUCAAAAGAAAUUCGACGCAAGCGCAGAACAUUUUGGACUUAGAAAAAUUUUUUGGACUCGGUAAAAAAAGACUGAAAAAAAUUUCAAUCACUUGGUAGAGUUGUUCGAAAUUUUGUGGACUUAGAAAAUUUUUGCUUUGUGAUCGAACAAUGAGCAUCGAAAAUCCAGACGUUGGCCAAACUAUGGCGACUGACAAUCGUGUUGAGGGAAAACCAAUGAAUGGUGAACAGCAUGUGAACGGUGUUCGGAGCAAUGGCCAUUCGUCAAAUGAUAAGCACCGCAGCAGCGGUCACCACAAAUCCUCCAGCAAAGACAAACAUCGUGACAAGGACAGAGACAAGGACCGUGAACACAAAAGUUCGGACCAUAAGAGUUCCAAAUCCAGCAGCGGUCACCACCAUUCGAGUAGCAAGCAUUCGUCGAGCAGUAGCCGUCAUAAAGAUAAGGACCGGGACAAGGAUCGUACCAGUUCGCACAAAUCAUCGAACCGUGAUAAAGACCGUGAUAAGGAUAAGUCGAAUGACAAACAUCGAGAUAAGGACAAAGAUAAGGAACGCAGCAAGGACCACAAGAGCAGCAAUCGUGAUAAGGACAAGGAAAAAUCAUCGUCAAACCGCGAAAAAGACAAGGAACCACGUGACAAAGAUAAAGAAUCACGUGACAAGGAUAAAGACAGACAUAAAAGUUCCUCUUCAUCAAAACACAAAAGCAGUAGCAGUUCAUCGAAACAUCGUGAUAAAGACCGACAUCAUAAAUCUGGCGAUCGUGACCGAAAUCGUGAUAAAGAUCGGGACAGGGAUCGUAAGGACAAAAUCAAGGACGAGCACAAAAAUGAUAAAGCGGAAAUCAAACAGGAGCAGUUCACCGAACCGGAAAUUAAUGACAUUGACAUGAAAGACGAGCACAACAAUCUAUCACAGGCCAGUUCAUGUGAUUACUCGCUGUCACAGUUUCGUCCCGAUGAAUCGCAAUUUUCGAUUAAAGCUGAAGCUGACGAUUACGAUGAACCAGUUCAUUCGGUCCAUGAAGCUGACCCGUUGGCAGAUGAAGACGAUGAAGAAGAUAUUCCCAUUGCGAAGCGUAAACUCAAAAUGAUGAAGGAGGAGGAGGAAGACGACGAGGAGGAUGUUCCACUGCUGGCUCGGAAGAAAGUAAAGACUGAGAAAAUUAAGAAAGCUAAAAAGAUGAAGCGUCAAGAAACCAGCGACGAAGAAGAUGAUCCUCCCAAAAAGAAGAAGAAGGAAAAGAAGAGCAAACCCAUUAAGCAGGAAAUUCAAACCUCACCAACGAAAACUGGUGGCCGGAAGAAGAAAGACGAAGAAGAACAAGAGGUCUGGAAAUGGUGGGAGGAGGAAAAAAGGGAAGAUGGCGUCAAAUGGAAUUUCUUAGAGCACAAAGGUCCCGUAUUUGCACCACCGUACGAUCCACUUCCCGAUCACAUUAAAUUCGAAUACGAUGGCAAAGCGAUGAAACUGUCCCAGGAUGCGGAAGAAAUUGCCUGUUUCUAUGCCAAAAUGUUGAACAACGACUACUGCACCAAGCAAAUAUUCAACGAUAAUUUCUUUUCCGAUUGGAGAAAAGCAAUGACAUCCAGGGAACGCGAAAAAAUUACGAAACUGAAACACUGUGAUUUUAGCAAAAUGCAUGCAUAUUUCCAAGGUAUAUCGGAGAAGAACAAAAGUCGCACGAAAGAAGAAAAGGCCGCCCUUAAAGCGGAAAACGAGGCAUUAAUGAAGGAAUACGGAUUUUGCACAAUUGACGGUCACAAAGAGAAAAUUGGAAACUUCCGUAUCGAACCGCCUGGACUGUUUCGUGGCCGUGGCGAACAUCCGAAAAUGGGCUUGGUCAAGAGACGUGUCAUGCCGGAGGAUAUAUUAAUCAAUUGUUCCAAAAAUAGUAAAGUUCCUCAAGCGCCGCCGGGCCACAAAUGGCGAGAAGUGAAGCACGACAAUACCGUAACGUGGCUGGCUUCGUGGACAGAAAACGUUCAGGGCCAAGUGAAAUAUGUUAUGUUGAAUCCCAGUUCCAAGUUGAAGGGUGAAAAAGAUUGGCAAAAGUACGAAACUGCCAGACGGCUGCACAAACAUAUCGACAAAAUUCGAAACACGUACAAAGAGGAAUGGAAAUCGAAAGAAAUGCGAAUUCGACAACGUGGUGUUGCACUGUACUUCAUUGACAAAUUGGCGCUGAGAGCUGGUAACGAAAAAGACGAAGACCAGGCGGAUACGGUCGGUUGCUGUUCUCUGCGUGUGGAACACAUUGCACUGCAUAAAACUAUGGGUGACAAAGAGAACGUAGUCGUGUUCGAUUUUCUGGGUAAAGAUUCCAUUCGGUACUACAAUGAGGUGGAAGUGGAGAAGCGAGUGUUCAAGAAUCUGGAAUUAUUCAAAGAAAACAAAAAGGAAGGCGACGAUCUGUUCGAUCGUUUGAACACUGUUGUGAUGAACGAGCAUUUACGAGAUCUAAUGGAUGGCUUAACGGCGAAAGUGUUCCGUACAUACAAUGCUUCGUGGACACUGCAAACACAACUGAACGAAAUGACCGAUCCGAACUCAUCAAUUCCAGAGAAAUUGUUGUCGUACAAUCGGGCCAAUCGAGCGGUCGCUAUUUUGUGUAACCAUCAGCGUGCUGUACCGAAAAGUCACGAAAAAAGUAUGGAAAACUUGAAGGAGAAAAUUAGGGUCAAACGAGAACAGCUGGAUGACUUAGAAGUCGAAGUAAAGGAUGCAGUUAAAGCGGCCAAACGAGGUUCGAUGAAAGAGAAAAUGCAAGCCGACAAAAAGAAGAAACAACUGGAACGGUGUAGGGAACAAAUGACUAAAUUGGAAUUACAAGAGACUGACCGCGAUGAGAAUAAAACAAUUGCAUUGGGUACAUCAAAAUUAAAUUAUUUGGAUCCAAGAAUUUCAGUUGCUUGGUGCAAAAAGCAUGGCGUUCCCAUCGACAAAAUUUACAACAAAACCCAACGGGACAAGUUCCGUUGGGCUAUAGAUAUGGCCACCGAGGACUACCACUUCUAGAGCAAUACAUUUAUUUAUGUAUGAAAUGAUUUCGAGGCCAAUUUAUGAAAUAUUUUAAUUUUUUUUUCUUUUUUGUAUGAUAAAUUAUUUAUCGGAAUCAUGUUAAUGUUGUAUUUUAGCAUUUUUCAUUUAUUUUAUUAUACAUAAAAAAAUUGAAUUUGCAGUCUCUGCCAAUUUAUACUAAUUAAUAACAACCAACAACAACACAACACUUUACACAGUUUUCUUUUUGCGUGUGGUUUUUAGUUUAGUAUUCCAAUUAUUUAAUUUUAAUUUUAAGCAUAAAAAAUUGUUCUUAAGUUUUUUGGAAUAAGGCAAUAUGUAAUUGUGUGAUGAUGAUGAAGAAGAAGAAGAAAAAAAAAGAAAGAAAGAAAAAUUGGCAGGACGGGAACGGGUUCAUAAAAUUGUAUCAAAAUAAAACUGUUUUUCUAUCUCUUUCCGUCAUUUCUUUUUAUUUAUUUGAAGCAGAGCGCAGGUCAGUGGAGUCAGUAUUGGUUGUCUGUAUUUUUAAUUAAUUAAUUUUUAAUAAACGGAACGGGAUAGAAACCAAAAUGUUUUGAUCGAAGGUAAUAGCCUUGCUAAGGCCGAAAGAACACGAACAAUGUUGCUUUUGCUGAAAUCGACAAUUAUCCUACGUUUUCCAUUAUUCGACGUGCUAAUCGGAUUAGAAUGGCAAGGUCGAAAACACACGACUACGAUCGACACUUAUGCUGUCUGUUUGAAGUAUCGGAUUACAAUGGAAAACGAACCAUAAUUGUCGAUCUCAGCAACGUAAGAUUCGUUGUGUGUUUGCGGUCUAAACGUAGAAGAAUUGUCCGAUCUCAAGUAGCUAAAUCUACUCGUGUGUUUCCGAAUCUAAAGAACAAAUGUGAGCAAUUGAGAAAUUGACAUGGUACCUCUCUAAUGCCGUUUGAUUUACUCUUUUUUUAUGAUUUUCCUUUCCAACUGAAUCGCUGAAUAAACAUUGCAGAUUAAAAAUUAAAUUUUUGUUUCAUAAAGGAGCGACACUGUCUGUGAUCAUAUUACCGCAGCAGAGGCACAGAACAUUGCAAUAAUGAAAAAAUUAUCGUGAAUUCCGCUCCAUUUCUUUCCACAGCAUUUUCCACUUCAUUUCGCAUUGUCGUGAGUUGUACGAUACGAUAAAGAAUGGAAAUAUGAUAUGCUUCGGUUGUGAAUUUUGUUGGGUCGGAUCGGCAGCAAAUCGUGAUUCCUAUCAGUGUCACAGAACGGGAAACAAAGUUUUUCAAGAAAACAAAUUUGUAAGGUUGAUUAAGGGUUGUUUAAAAAAAAGGGCGAAAGAAUUCUCUACACCCAGAGGUGUUAGCCGUCCAAUACUUUCCUCCAAUUGUUCAAAAGCAGUAAGAGUUGUAGUUGGUGCCAGAGGCUGUCUCUUAGUCGGCGCUACGGCAAGGAACGUAUUCAAGGCUUGAACUGUCAGGUUGAAUCUGAAGUUGACUUGUUGAGAGGUUUAACCGUGAAUACAUUCCUUCCUAUAACACUUGCAAUUUUCAACAUAGACAACACCAACUGCAGAUCUACGAUUGGACUAUAUUGUCGAGUUUACUACUGCACGACUGCCUGUAUGAUCAUAAUUUUUGAUUAAAUUUCGAUAAACAGUUGUCGCAAAAAUAGGUCAAAGAUUUAAACAGAAAUACUUCUGCAAGUGGAAAUUCUAACAGUUGGUUUUAUUUGGCCAGUAGCCUGCAUUUUGGUCGCCGCCAAUAGGCCGGUUAUGCGUGUGUGUGCGUGUGUGUUUGUACAGUACGUGUAUAUAACAUGAUUAAGUCUAAUGUCGCAUAUUGGGAAACUAUUCAUUCCAACAUUCAGACAUUAAAGCACUUAUACCAAUUUCAUUUAGUGAUAAAUUUUAGUGAGUUCAUUUAUUCGAUUAUUGGGACAAACAAAACGCACGAAAAAAUUGAUGGUGGACGAAAAUAACAAAACAAAAACAAAAAUUGAUGAAAAUGAGAGUUUGUGUGGUUGAAAAUUAAUUUUAAUUUAAACUUAUCUAGGAAAAAGAACAUAGAAAAUAUUUUUUGAAAUAAAGAAAGAAGAAAGAGAUGAAUUCGAACCAUUGGUUGUCUAUAUAUGAUAUGCAAUAGAAACCACAGUUAGAAUGUAAAAUAUAAUUUUUUAGUUAUUAGAUGGUAAGUUUAAGUGAUCUUAGAUGAAUUUUAUUUUUAUUUAAACGAAAAUAUAAUUU